AUGGCAGCCGUGGACCCGACAUAUCCUCUCUACCCCAUCGCCUGCCUCUUGGCUUCAGCGAUGCUGCUUCUCGUCCUCUUGACCAGCUUUAUCCGCAAAAGCUGGAAUCUCGGUGUUGCAUUUCUCUGUUUCUGGCUCUUCUUCGAGCUUCUGACCGCCGGUAUUGAUGCUAUUAUAUGGUCCGAUAAUGCAGUCAUUAAGCUGUACGUGUACUGCGACAUCGUGACACAUAUGCAAGUCAUCACUGGGAUUGUGAAACCUAUGGCCACGCUGAUCAUUACUCGCCGGCUGUAUCUAAUCACCAGCCUACGAUCCAUAGAGCCCCCUACAAAAACGGCAAGGCGCAGAAAUCUUGCGAUAGAGUGGGGGCUUGGUCUGGGCAUUCCUCUUCUGGUUGCAGGGCCUUUCUAUUAUGUAGUUCAGUGGCUUCGGUUUGAGGUCGACGAGGGCUUUGGCUGCAGCAACACCCCCGAUAAUUCGAUACUCGGCAUUUUGCUUCUUAAUUCAUGGAAUGUGUUACCUCCCCUGAUGUCCAUCACUGUCUACUAUCCCCAUGUGGCCCGAAGUUUCUAUCGUCAUAAUCGGGAGAUCAACCAAUUCUUACAAAGUAACGGUUCAGUGACCCGCACUGACUACUUCCGCAUCCUUGCUCUGGCAAGUAUUGAUAUCCUGCUCACCUUGCCUAUGGGAAUCGCGACGAUCGUCUUGACUGUGGAUGGCAUUGUAUCUUCCGGUCACUUCCCAUUUUACUUUGGCUGGACCUACGACCACACGGACUGGCAGCCGGCAAGCUUCUCCUAUGCGGACAUAGUGUCCGUCGGGCCUUUCGACGUAGCAGACUUCUACUUCAUUAAUUGGACAUCACCCGUCCUCGCCUUCGUCAUAUUUGGCCUCUUCGGCAUCACACCGGAAGCCCGCGCAUCGUACUGGCGCGUCAUAUGCACUAUUGGAGGCUGGUUCGGCUGGCAACCCAAGCCUCGCGCUCGCAGGGCGCGUUCGCCGCUGGGAGAUAUCGAGUUCGGCGAGCGUCCUGCUCAGAACUCGAUGUCGCUUGGUCUCGAGUCGAAUCCAAGCUACGUCGAUCCCAACGCCCGCGCGCAAGGUGAGGUCGUCGGGAGUGGAGAUGCAAGAAACGACGACGCCAUAGGAAGUGGGUCGGAGAAGGACGAGAUUGAGGAUGUGCACCGUUCUGCGACGUGCUCGGACGCAGAGCGCGCGGCACAGCCACACCCGGGUGGCUCCCGCGAAGACAGCUUCGGCGACGCGUCGGCUGUGGUGUGA
Molecule: messenger RNA, 1281 nt
Organism: Peniophora sp. CBMAI 1063
Lineage: Eukaryota; Fungi; Basidiomycota; Agaricomycetes; Russulales; Peniophoraceae
Source: the annotation of a GenBank genome assembly